Molecule: messenger RNA, 519 nt
Organism: Entamoeba invadens IP1
Lineage: Eukaryota; Evosea; Mastigamoebida; Endamoebidae
Exons: 1
Coding region: 1-519 (172 amino acids)
Source: RefSeq, a predicted model, not a curated record
AUGAACACAACACCUCGAUCACCCACACCAGAAUACAAACCCGACACCACUGGAGUGAUUGAAAAAGCACAGAAAAUACUAUUCAAAGAUAAAUUCACAAUUCUCACCGACAGUGACGCAACAGAUUUUUCGUUAGAAGUUGUAGAACAAUGUGAAAAUUUCUUCUUUGUUAUCGAGACGGAGAGUGAUUGUGUGAUCAUUUACUUUGGGGAUUUAAUUCGCGACAACCACACGACGACUGUUGGAAAAAGUCAUAUCAUUUAUUCCCAACGGUUGGAUAAGGUCUGGUCUUUGAAGGAUGACGUUAAAGUGAAGAUAUCUUAUAUCAAAAGGUGUGACAUAAUGUUUGCAUUAGGAAACAACGAUGGGUACUUUGUGUUAUCCAAACCCGGGUUAAAUAAUUCGCGAGUGUCAUGUUUGUCAAGACUUUACAAGGGGAUGUCUGACAAUGAAUUAUUUGGUGUUGGUGAGUUUCCAGACACCUUUACAAUCAAAUACUUUUGUGUUAUUCAAUGUUAA